Molecule: messenger RNA, 534 nt
Organism: Leptopilina heterotoma
Lineage: Eukaryota; Metazoa; Arthropoda; Insecta; Hymenoptera; Figitidae
Exons: 3
Coding region: 81-416 (111 amino acids)
Source: RefSeq, a predicted model, not a curated record
CCGAUUUCACUUUCGCAUCUAUUUUCAUUUAAAGAAAUUUUUGCAUUUACCAGACAAUUGAAAAACUGAAGAAUUUCAACAUGAAACUUGUGAUUUUUACUCUUUUAUUAAUUUUAAGUGUAAUUAUUAAAAAUUUUGAAUCAGUUUCUGCAAAUAAGGUGCAUUUUGGAAAGGAAUACGUUAAUAGAACAGACGCUGAAAAGGAGUGCGUUGAGGAUGAUGUACGAUUAAAAAAAUUAAUGUUGUUCUUUAGAAUUAACAUUAGAGUUAAAGUUUAUGUUUGUAAAGGGGAUGAACUGAAAUCUUUCUUUAAAGGAAUUGAUGAAGCAAAGGAAAAUUGUGUCACCAAAGCUGAUGAUCAUUAUUAUUGCAAGUUUGAGAAGGAUCCACAUUACAAUUCUCCGUACGCUUAUUAAAUGAUUUUAAUAAUCUUUUUUUUUGCAAAAAUGUAAAAAUAAAAAUUCAAUAUUUAAUUAAAAAAAUGCUACUUAUUGUAAAAUGCUGUUUUACAAUAAAUUUCUCUAAAUUUUGAAA